This is a messenger RNA of Pelagomonas calceolata, 450 nucleotides long. NCBI's taxonomy places the organism in Eukaryota, Pelagophyceae, Pelagomonadales, Pelagomonadaceae. The record is from the annotation of a GenBank genome assembly.
AUGGUUCAUGUGGAAGCAAACGACGGCGCGGCCGCUUUCUACUUGCUCUUUGGGCUGGUUGUCUUCAUCACGUGCCUGACGCCCGUAAUCAUCGCGCGCGCGGCGCAAGGCAAAAAACCUUAUAUGCUCGCCGCGACCGUCGCAGCCGGCGUCCGCCGAGGCCGCGCGCGCGCCGGCGCAUGGCUCCCUCCGCAGGUGCUGGGCGCUGGCGCCGUGUGUUGGAAAAUCCACCCGACCGCGGUCGAGUGGGCCAACGCCUCGGCGACCUUCGAGCCGCACGAGAUCCUCGGCGUGGCGUGGGACGUGUCGGAGCGGGCCCUCCGGUCGGCGUACCGGCGCCUCGCGCUGGCGCACCACCCGGACAAGGGCGGCGACCCGGUGCGCUUCCAGCUCAUCGUGACGGCCUACGAAGCGCUGAUGAACCGGCUCCACGGCAACCCGGAGUUCUGA